Messenger RNA from Macrosteles quadrilineatus (aster leafhopper), 3339 nucleotides. RefSeq lists its product as uncharacterized. Lineage: Eukaryota; Metazoa; Arthropoda; Insecta; Hemiptera; Cicadellidae. The coding region runs from base 1 to 3339 and encodes 1112 amino acids. Gene Ontology annotation, biological process: DNA integration. The transcript has a single exon. The record is from RefSeq and is a predicted model, not a curated record. Gene Ontology annotation, molecular function: nucleic acid binding; zinc ion binding.
AUGCAGUUUGUCAGGGGAUUAAAAGACUCUGAUAUACGUCUUCAACUUCUUCAAGAUAAACUAUUGCAACCGUUUAAAGAAGUAGUCGAAAAGGCUGCUACAUUGGAACUAGCGAAAAGUGAGAGCAGAAUAGUAAAGACAAAUGAAAAUCAAGAGGAAGUACACCAAGUAUCAAGCAAGAACAAACAGCCAGAUAGGAAACCUUGUAAAUCUAACAAUAUACAACUCUCUGAGUAUCAAACUCGUUUGGAGAAACUGAGAAACAAAUGCUAUAGAUGUGGUGAUGAUUCACAUAGAGCACAUCAAUGCAAGUUCAAAAAUGCAGAAUGUAACUCUUGUAAACGUUUUGGUCACUUAGCAAGAGUAUGUCUAAGAAAACCAAACAAAGAAGUAAAACAAUCAGAUGAAACCGCAGAAAAUACAAGCGAUGAUGACACUCAUGAAAUUUACCAACUUCAUUCAAAAUCAAAUGACAAGUUUAUGCUCGAGGUAAAAGUGGAAGGACGACUCAUGACAAUUGAGUUAGGUACAGGAGCGGCUCUCAGCAUUGUAUCCUAUGAUACAUUUAAGCUUUUAAACUCUCCAAAAAGGAUUUUCAAGACAAAUGUUCAACUCAAGACAUACACUGGGGAAAUAAUCAAUCCAAGAGGAGUUGUUUUUGUAAAUGUUCAGUAUAAAGAUCAAAGUUUUGUUGGAAAACUGUACAUUGUUAACAAGUGUGUAGACUCUAUAUUCGGAAGAGAAUGGAUAAGAGAGAUUCAACUUGAUGCAGCUGACAUACAUUCAUUAAAUUCAAGUGAAAACGAAAACAUCCAAGAACUAGAUGAUUUGAUGAUUCGAUACGAAGACAUUUUCAAAGAAGGCAUUGGGAAAAUACCAAAAGAAAAGGGUCAUUUUAAUGUAAAAGACGAAACCCAGCCAAUUUACAUCAAACCUAGACACAUGCCAUAUGCAUUAAAAGAAAAAGUAGAGAAGGAACUUGAAAGACUGGAGACUUUGGGUAUAAUCACACGUGUCGAAUCAUCCGAUUGGGGCACACCCAUUGUGCCGGUUGUCAAACCCAAUGGUUCAGUCAGAAUAUGUGCUGACUACAAGGUGACUUUGAACAAAGUUAUUAAAGACGAACAUUACCCUAUACCUCGGAUUGAUGAUAUCAUGUCAAAGAUGCAUUGUGGAAAGAUAUUUUGUACUCUUGAUAUCAGUAACGCAUACUUGCACAUGGAGAUGGACGAAGACAGUGCCAUCAUGCAAACAAUCAGUACUCACAAAGGGCUGUUUAAAGUGAACAGAUUAAUGUUUGGAGUAAAAGUGGCACCCUUGUUAUGGCAAAGAUUCAUGGACAAAACAUUACAUAACUUAGAAGGCGUACAAUGUUUCUUUGACGACGUAAUUGUCCAAGGAUCUAACAGGGAACAGCUUCUUCGUCGACUGGAACAGGUGUUUGAACGAUUGAAGUUAAAUGAUUUGAGGUUAAAUAGAGAGAAGUGUAAGUUUUUCCAGAACAAAAUUGAGUACUUAGGUCAUGUGAUCGAUAGCAAAGGACUACACAAGUCAGAUGCUAAAAUACAGAGCAUUUUAAAAUGUAAAAGACCAGAUAACGUAACUGAACUCCGAACUUUCCUAGGCCUUGCGAAUUAUUACAACAAAUUCAUAAAGAAUUUGGCUACACUGCUACAUCCUUUGAAUCGGCUGCUACGAAAAGGAAACACUUUUACAUGGAGCUCUGCUUGUGAACAGAGUUUUCUGAAGAUUAAAGAAAUUAUUACAAGUGAUGACGUGUUGGUACACUUUGAUCCUAGCUUGCCACUGGUCUUAGCUACUGAUGCUUCGCCGGUAGGUGUAGGAGCCGUUCUUUCGCACCGCUAUAGGGAUGAAACAGACAGGCCAAUUGCCUUCGCCUCUCGAUCUUUAUCAAAAUCAGAACAAAAAUACUCUCAGAUCGAUAAGGAAGCCUUGGGAAUAUAUUGGGGCCUGAAAAAGUUUUUCCCGUUUUGUUAUGGCCGCAAAUUUACUUUGAUCACUGAUCACAAACCGCUGGUGUCAAUUUUUAAUCCAGCAAAGACCUUACCAACAAUCUCGGCAACACGGAUAUUCAACUAUGCUCACUUUCUCUCCGGGUUCGACUAUGACAUAGAGUACAGGCAAACUGCUCAUCAUUGCAAUGCAGAUUAUCUCUCUCGAUUCCCUAUCGAAGUUGUACAAGAACAUUCUGUAGAUGACCUCUCGAAGUACCAAAUAAAUCAACUGGAAACACUCAAUAUCAACAGUACCGUGGUGGCUAAGGAAACUCUCAACGAUGCUGUUUUGGGUCCAGUCCUACAGGCCUUGAAAUCAGGACAAUCUGUUGAACAAUACGGAUUUCACGAUAACGAGCUGUCCAUUCAAGAUGAUUGUGUACUGAAGGGCUGGAGAGUCAUGAUACCUCAAUCUCUCAGACCUCAUGUGCUUCGAGAACUACAUGUAGCUCAUUUAGGAGGAAUAAAAAUGAAGGCUUUAGCUCGCAGUUUUUGCUGGUGGAAAAGUAUAGACAAGGAUAUUGAAGAUAUGGUAACUGAAUGUCGACAAUGCAUUGAAAAAUGCAACAACCCGAGGAAAACUAUCCAUCCAUGGGAACAACCUUCUAAUCCAUGGGAGAGGGUGCACAUUGAUUUCUUAGGACCAACAGAUGGCCAACGGUACCUGAUAUUAGUGGAUGCCUUUAGUAAGUGGGUGGAUGUGAUACAGACGAAAACAACUACAAGUACAUGGACAGUCCAAGAAUUACGGAAAAUCUUCUCAACUUUUGGGUUUCCUCACAUCCUAGUUUCAGAUAAUGGAAGACAGUUUGUUUCUCAAGAGUUCAAAAACUUCAUGAAUGAAUGUGGGAUUAUUCACAGAACAACGGCACCAUACCAUCCAAACUCAAAUGGCCAGGCUGAAAGGUACGUGCAGACUGUCAAGAAGGCGUUAAAAUCCAUGGAGGGAGAAAAGGGUACACUGCAAAAUAAAAUCCAAAGACUUCUAAUGCAACUCAGGCAAUCCCCGAAUUCAACAGGUACAUCAGCAUAUCACCUAAUGUUUGGAAGGAGUGUACGAACAAACCUAGCAAUAAUUGUUCCAACAUUAGAACCGAACAAAUAUCAGAAGAAGGGAGUCCAAGUCGGUAUAAAAAGGAAUUUCAAAGUUGGAGAUAAAGUGCAAGCGCGGGAAUAUGUCAAUGGUUCGUCCAAGUGGUAUUCGGGCUAUAUAACUCAAAAGCAAGGACAUGUAAUGUACGUAGUUCAGCUGGAAGAUGGACGAAUAAUAAGAAGACAUGUUGACCAGCUGAUUCUUCGUAAAGUGCCGCAGCACAGUAAAUAG